GAUAACACUAAUCCAAAUUUUAUUGUUCAAUGUCAUUAAUUUUGCGGAGUUGGAGCCUCUUUGUAUAUAUGGAAGGGAGUGAAAAAAGACGAGUAAAAGGAGAAAUAAGGGAAGGAAGGAGUGAGCUGGGGAAGGAAAGGAGAAGAUUUGAAAGAAGGAAAAAUCAAACGUUGAUCCCCUCUCUCUCCUCCACCCUCCUCUACCGCAUAUCUCGAACCCCUCUCUGUCUUCAAUAUCUCCCGCACUCCUCCAUAUCCCUCCCCUUCCCCUCUCCUCUUUGUUUUGUUUUUGUUUUGUUUCAGAUCCAUUCAUUCAUCAUCAUCGCCAUUACGCAUACAGACAACACCUACUCUGCAUCACAUCACAUGUCCCUUCCUCCUCCUCCUCCCCCUCUUCCCUCCUGUAGUUACUUGACCAAGUGAAAUAGGCACCUCCCUCCCUCCAUUCUUAAUUUAGGAAGCAAGGUAUCAAUUGAACAUCAUCAUCAUCAUCAUCAUCAUCAUCAUUCUAACCUUGUCUUUUUCCCAUUUUGAGAUCUAUUAGAGAUUUGCCUCUUCCCCAACCCCACUCUGCAUUUGUUUUCGAGCGGAUCUCUCCUCCAAAUAGAAUAUGGAAUCCGAUAAGAAAGCUUCCGCCGUGUCGGACGUCGGAGCAUGGGCGAUGAACGUCGUCAGCUCCGUCGGAAUCAUCCUCGCCAACAAGCAGCUCAUGUCCAACCACGGCUACUCUUUCAGCUUUGCAACGACGUUGACUGGAUUCCAUUUUGCUGUAACUGCACUUGUUGGGAUGAUUUCAAAUGCUACUGGGCUCUCGGCAUCAAAGCAUAUUCCUUUGUGGGAGCUUAUUUGGUUUUCAAUUGUUGCGAAUAUGUCUAUUACAGGGAUGAAUUUCAGUCUCAUGCUAAACUCAGUUGGAUUUUAUCAGAUUUCAAAAUUGAGUAUGAUUCCGGUGGUAUGUGUGAUGGAAUGGAUCAUUCAUAGUAAGCAUUACAGCAGGGAGGUUAAAAUGGCCGUUGUGGUGGUUGUCAUUGGAGUGGGGGUUUGCACUGUGACCGAUGUCAAAAUUAAUGCCAAAGGUUUUAUUUGUGCAUGUGUAGCAGUGUUUUCUACCUCAUUGCAACAAAUUUCCAUAGGUUCCUUGCAAAAGAAGUAUUCAGUUGGAUCUUUUGAGUUAUUGAGCAGAACAGCUCCAAUUCAAGCUGCGUCUCUCCUUGUGCUGGGUCCUUUUGUUGACUAUUUUCUCUCUGGAAACUUAAUACUAGACUACAAGUAUUCUUCUGGCGCAAUUUUCUUUAUACUGCUUUCAUGUUCUCUAGCCGUGUUCUGCAACAUCAGCCAAUAUCUGUGCAUUGGGAGGUUCUCGGCAGUUUCGUUCCAGGUGUUAGGGCACAUGAAGACGGUUUGUGUACUCACUUUGGGGUGGCUGCUCUUUGAUUCGGAGCUGACUAUGAAGAAUAUCAUGGGAAUGCUGACUGCAGUGGUUGGAAUGGUGAUAUAUAGUUGGGCUGUGGAGCUUGAGAAGGCUGCCAAUGCAACAACAAAGAUCACUCCUGCCUCAAAGCACAGCUUGACAGAAGAGGAACUAAGAUUACUCAAGGAGGGAGUGGAAAACCCUCCCAUUAAGGAUAUAGAUCUUGGUGAUUCCAAGGUGUGAUGCUGUGAGCGAGCGAGCAAGCGAGACUCUCUGUUUUCAGGCAAAGAAAAUGUGGAGAUUUCUCGCUGGGGCUUUCUUCUUCUUCUCCUGUGUUUAGAUUUACUAUUGUUAUUCAUUCUUGCUGCCUCUUGGUCCAUUUGGUUUGGGUGCCUACUGCGUAUUUGUUUUUUUUUUUUAGGUUUUUCAAAAAGAGGACUGAGUGGUUGCAUACCUGUUUAU
Messenger RNA from Cuscuta campestris, 1872 nucleotides. The record is from the annotation of a GenBank genome assembly. Lineage: Eukaryota; Viridiplantae; Streptophyta; Magnoliopsida; Solanales; Convolvulaceae.